AGCUCUAAGAAGUUAACACUCUCACUUGUCUACUUGCAAAGGGAAACGGAGGUUCAAACAAAAAACAAAACAAGUUUAUUAUACAAAAAUAAAGAAUUACAAAAUGAAAUCUUAUCCUUCAUUAUUAUUAUUUUUAAUAUGGAUUUUUAUGAUAAUUAAUACAAUUGAGAUGCAAGCAUUUCCUGAUGAUAUUGAAACAUGUUUAGGAGAAAAUGAAAGAACUCCAUUAAAAAAAACUGAUAAACGUAAUUUAUAUAAAGGUCAAGUAGAAUUUUCAAUAUCAUUAUUAAAAGCAAUUAAUAAGAUGAAACCAAAUGAAAAUAUAUUCUUAUCACCAUAUUCAACAUAUCAUGCACUUUUAUUAGCAUAUUUUGGUAGUGUUGAUAAAACUGAAAAAGAAUUACAAAAUGGUUUAUAUUUAAAUUGGGCUGAAAGUAAAGAAAAUGUUUAUAAUGCAUAUAAAUUAGAAAAAAGAAUACGUAGCUUUAAAGAUAAUAAUAUUGAAUUUGGUUCAGUUGAUAAAAUUUAUGUUGGAUUAGAUACACCAUUACGUAAUUGUAUAAGGCAAUUAUUUGCUGAAGAAAUUGAAAAUCUUGAUUUUCAAGGAAAACCCGAACAAACUCGAUUAAAUAUAAAUGAUUGGGUUAGUAAUGUAACUAGAAAUGAAAUAACAGAAUUUUUAAAACAAGGUGAUGUUAAUUCUGAAACAAAAAUGAUAUUAGCGAAUGCAGCAUAUUUUAAAGGACAAUGGGAAACAAAAUUUAAUAUAACAAAUACAAAAGAAGAAAUUUUUUAUAGUGGAAAAGGAAAAACCGCACCGGUUAGCAUGAUGAAUCAUAGAGGCAAUUUUCAUUAUACAAUAAGUGAAGAAUUAAAUUGUCAUAUUUUGGAAUUACCAUAUAAAGGAGAAAAAUUUAGUGAUGUUUCUAUGAUAAUUUUUUUACCACCAUAUACAAAUGAUGAAAAUGGUUUACAAAAAAUUUUAAAUAAUCUAACACCAGAUAAUUUAAAUAAUGCAAUGAAUGAUCUUGAAUUGAGAGAUGUUAAACUUUCAUUACCAAGAUAUAGUUUAGAGGAACGAUUGGAAUUGACACCAUUCUUAAAUAUGAUUGGAAUAAAUGAAUUAUUUACAAGAAGAGCUAAUUUACAAGGAUUUUCAAAUGAAUAUGGUUUAUUAUUAAAUGAUGCAUUACAUUUUGCAAAAAUUAAAGUUGAUGAAGAAGGAUCAAUUGCAUCAGCAGCCACAGGAUUAUUUGGUUUUCGUAAAGAAAGACCAAUGGGUAUAGUUGAAUUUACAUGUAAUCAUCCAUUUCUAUUUAUGAUAUAUGAUCAUAAAAGUAAAGCAAUUCUAUUUUUUGGUUUAUAUCAGGGUCCUAAUUAAGAAAAAAAAUGAUAUUUUUUUUAUUUUGAUAUUAAGAAGAUUUAAUAAAAUAUAAUAUUAUAAAAUUUUAAAAUUUAUAAUAAAAGAAAACGAAAUUUUAGUGAUAAACACGCUGUACUGUUUAAUUAAAGAACUUUUUUUAAACUUUGUAUGUAUAGCUGUACGCAGCUGUAGUUAUAAUAUGUUCUACAAAAAUUGUGUUUGGAAUCUCAGACUAUUUAAAAUAUUUUA
Molecule: messenger RNA, 1612 nt
Organism: Condylostylus longicornis
Lineage: Eukaryota; Metazoa; Arthropoda; Insecta; Diptera; Dolichopodidae
Product: serine protease inhibitor 88Ea-like
Exons: 4
Coding region: 104-1381 (425 amino acids)
Molecular function (GO): serine-type endopeptidase inhibitor activity
Source: RefSeq, a predicted model, not a curated record